AGUGUCACUCUUGAAACUCUCUUCAAUUCAUCAAUGGAGAAAUCGCAGAACCAAAAUGAACCUCUUCGAAUGAAAAUGCAGUCAUAAACCAUAAACAUUAGAAGAGAAUUUGAAGGAUGUUCAGAAUUUCCCGCAGUCGAAGGAUACUAUAUUAUUCUUAUUCUUCUUCUUCCUUAUUUCCAUUGUGGCGUCAGAAUCACAGCUCUAAUUUGAGCACAGAGCCACAUCUCUCUUUUUCUCCACCAGAAUCUCAUUAUUCACAAGAUUAUCACGGACUGUUAUGCAUUCUUGAAGGGUGUAAGAAGUCACCAAAUUUGAGAACUAUAGUUGGCACACAUGCUAAUAUUAUUAAGCUUGGUUAUGGAAUGUAUCCAUCUCUUAUUUCUUUGAUGGUAGUGACAUAUGUGUCUUGUGAUAAACUCAAUCUUGCUCGUCAGCUGCUCGAUGAAAUUCCUACCGCUUAUUUUGACGCCGUCUCUGCUAAUUUAAUGAUUGCUAGUUUUAUGAAGAUGGGGGCAGUUGAUGUUGCGAAGAAGAUAUUUAAUGAUGUUCCCCUCCGGGAUUUGGUUACUUGGAACUCACUGAUUGGAGGUUAUGUAAAAAAUGACAUGUUUAAGGAGGCACUCAGUGUCUUCAGAAAGAUGCUGAGGUCUGAUGUUGAACCAGAUGGAUAUAGUUUUGCGUCUGUCAUUACUGCAUGUGCUAGACUUGGAGCCAUUGAUCACGCUAAGUGGGUACAUCACUUAAUGACUGAGAAAAAGGUUGAGCUAAAUUACAUUCUUUCUUCUGCUUUGAUAGAUAUGUACUCGAAAUGUGGAAGAAUCGAGAUAGCUAGAGGAAUUUUUGAUAGUGUUGAUCACACGAAUGUUUCUGUCUGGAAUGCGUUGAUUAAUGGAUUAGCAAUCCAUGGUCUUGCUUUAGAUGCAAUUGGGAUACUCUCACAGAUGGGGCCAGAAAAUGUUUCACCUGAUAGCAUUACUUUUAUUGGGCUUCUAACAGCAUGUAGUCAUUGUGGGUUGGUUGAAGAGGGUCGGAAGUAUUUUGAUCUAAUGAAAAGUAUGUAUUUGAUACAACCGCAACUUGAGCAUUACGGAGCAAUGGUUGAUCUACUAGGCAGAGCUGGACUGCUUGAUGAAGCUUAUACAAUGAUCAAGGAAAUGCCAAUAGAACCUGAUAUAAUCAUAUGGAGGACAUUUCUCAGUGCUUGUAGAAUUCACAAAAAUUCUGAGAUGGGUGAACUUGCUAGCACAAAAAUAUCUCAUCUUGGCAGCGGGGAUUAUGUUUUACUGUCAAACAUUUAUUGUUCUACUAAUAAAUGGGAUAAUGCUGAGAAAGUUAGAUAUGUGAUGAAACGGAAAGGUGUUCGUAAAAGUAGCGGAAAAAGUUGGGUUGAAGUGGGUAAUGUUGUUCACCAGUUCAAGGCAGGUGAUCGAUCACACCCUGAAGCUGAACUAAUAUAUAAAACUUUGAAGGAAUUGAUUCAUCGAACCAAAUUGGAAGGAUUUAGUUCCACGACUGAGUUGGUUUUGAUGGACAUUUCUGACGAGGAAAAGGAGGAAAAUUUGAGUUUCCAUAGUGAAAAAUUGGCAUUAGCCUAUGGGAUCUUAAAAUCUAGUCCUGGAACUCGCAUUCAAGUUUCAAAAAAUCUUCGGACUUGUCUAGAUUGCCAUUCUUGGAUGAAAGUGGUAGCAAAGGUGUUGAAUAGGGAGAUCAUUGUGAGGGACAGAAUCCGCUUUCAUCACUUUGUAGAUGGUUAUUGUAGUUGUGGGGAUUACUGGUAGUGAUUCUUUGACGUAACAAUUGAGUUUGGUAAUUGAUGUGACGUAGACAACUUAUAGUGGAUGUCUCAAAGCGUGUGCCUCUUAUCUUGCCUGUUUUUAGCAUCCUAUCUGCUGUGUGAAACUCUUUGUACUAGCACCACUUAGAUGAUGACAUCCUGAAGUAUUCGUUAUGUGAAGGCUUAAAGCUCAUCUGGUUACAAUCAGUGCCAAAAUGGUUUAUUUCCAUAUGCUGCAGCUCCAAGCUUUGAUAUAAGACAUCCCCGUGUAUGGAAGAACUCGCUGAAUAUUACAUCCAGGUUUACUGCGUGUCAUCUCAUGUGCUGCUGUGAUUCUUUUUCUGAGCUAUGCACAUGGAAAUAUUUUCUAUGUUGGGUGGUGAUGGAACUUGAAGCCAAGACCUCUGUGUAGUCAAGAAGUUGCCCAAAUCUCUAUGUGCUAAUUUAACCUUGGACUUUUUCCCUUCACCUGUACAAGAGAAGGCUCUGAGGCUGAGCAUGGAAAUAGAGAUGUUGCAGGCUAAAGGAAACACACACAAUAUGCUAGGAGGUAGCUGUUUUUAAGGUUCUCUUGCUUCUGCAGCCACUGGGCUCAUGCUCAAUGCAGUUUCUCUUCGAAACUGAGAUCGAGAGCUCAGUGCCCUAUCUGCCUUUAAGUGAAUGGGCGCAUCCACCGAAGAUGGCAGCUAUCCACUU
Molecule: messenger RNA, 2473 nt
Organism: Nicotiana attenuata
Lineage: Eukaryota; Viridiplantae; Streptophyta; Magnoliopsida; Solanales; Solanaceae
Product: pentatricopeptide repeat-containing protein At5g50990
Exons: 5
Coding region: 117-1781 (554 amino acids)
Biological process (GO): RNA modification
Molecular function (GO): RNA binding; protein binding; zinc ion binding
Source: RefSeq, a predicted model, not a curated record